AAAUGAACCGCCAACCGCCAACAAGACUCCUCACCACCUCCGCCCGCGUCCACCCGCCCUACCUCCCCUACCUGCACAACGCCUCCCGCGGCGGCGGAAAGGGCCUGAAAUGGCUCCCGCCCCUCGCAGCAGCCGUCACAGCAGGCUACGCCGUCUCGCGCUACCGCGACGCCCAGGGCCCACAGCAGCAGGGGGUAUUCGUACACUCACCCGCCUCCUCCUCCACCACCAGCACCACCACCAGCACCACGUCUGCCUCGGAAGAGCGGGCCGAGACUGGGCGGCGACGCCAGCAGGAGGCGGCGAUGGAGGACGCGUAUGGCGACCGCGGGAGCUUGGCCGAGCUGGAGAGGGCGCUGGCGGUUUAUGAGGCGCAGCGGCGGGGUUAGUGGAUGAUGGAUGGGCUAGCUCGGUUUUUCCGGCACUGGGCGGGCGGUUUUCGGUUGUUCUUUUUUGCAUAGCUUGCAUGGCUUGCAUGGCUUGCAUGGCGUUUUCGGGGGUGGGUGAUAUCCGGGGCAUUUCUUUUCGGGAUGGCGUUCGGCUAUGGUCUCGGGGCGCGGCAUCUGGGUUCGGGAUGGCACGGAAGGGCUUGGAUGGAUCUUCGAUGGAGCCGGGGCUGGUUUUGCAUGUGAAUGUGGAAUCGGUGAAGUCAUUUUCGGGGUUGGAGCUUGGUAAAAUGGGUCUUGUUUGGGAAGGUCGCAUCUCGUCUCCAGUUUUGCACUGCAAAUACGAUACAUCCCAUUUCCAUAUUUUGACUGCGGGCUUUGGAUUUGAGUUGAGCCGAGUGGCCGGAUCAAUUUCAAGUCGGGAGUUAACCCCUAUUGCACCUGGUUGAAGAACUCGGCGAAAAGCAUGUUCUGUAUCAGACUCAAAUAUGCUCACCGGAAA
This is a messenger RNA of Chaetomium fimeti, 888 nucleotides long. RefSeq lists its product as uncharacterized. The annotation marks the transcript as partial. The record is from RefSeq and is a predicted model, not a curated record. NCBI's taxonomy places the organism in Eukaryota, Fungi, Ascomycota, Sordariomycetes, Sordariales, Chaetomiaceae. The transcript has 2 exons.